This is a messenger RNA of Chlamydomonas reinhardtii, 2946 nucleotides long. RefSeq lists its product as uncharacterized. The coding region runs from base 67 to 1434 and encodes 455 amino acids. NCBI's taxonomy places the organism in Eukaryota, Viridiplantae, Chlorophyta, Chlorophyceae, Chlamydomonadales, Chlamydomonadaceae. The record is from RefSeq and is a predicted model, not a curated record. The transcript is spliced from 8 exons. Gene Ontology annotation, molecular function: protein binding.
CCCAUAGACAAGGGACCAGCACCUGCCGCCCGCCGAAUAUUGCAAUACAUUUGCAGCCUGCUGACUAUGGCCGACUGCCUGAACGGCGGCAAGGCCGGUAGCUUCACAAACCUCGACGGCACAGACCAGAAGAUGAUGUCGGCUCCUGCGCAGACGAGGAGCCGUGGCGCCAGCGUAUGCUGGUUCCUUUACCUCAGCCUGCUAACCUGUGUCGCCGUUAUCGCCUUCAUCCUGGGCUGCUACAGCGUCGAUAAGGUGCGGAACCCCGACUACCCCGAGUCCGCCCUGACUGCGAACCUGGGCACUGUUCCGGAGGGCUACUCCGUCUUCUCGCUGGGCACCGGCCUGGGCUACUGGAGCCAGGCCACGCCAAUGAACCACUCCCGCAGCGACCACGGCGUCCUGGCUGUGGGCAAGUACGCUUACCUCAUCGGCGGCCUGAGCGACGAGGGCCCGAACGGCACCGCCAGCGUGCUGGACUCGCUGAUGCGCUACGACACCGAGACCGGCGCGAUGCUGGAGAUGGCCACCAUGUUGGCGCCCAGGUACCGUUUCGCCUACGCUGUGCUGGACAACUUCAUCUACGUCAUGGGCGGCACCGACAGCGCCUCCUCGGACGCGGGGCCGCUGGACACCGUCAUGGUCUACAACAUCAGCGGCGACUCCUGGAGCUUCGGCGACAAGCUGUCGCGCCCGCGCAUCGACCCUUGCGGCGCCGCGGUGGCGGGCAAGGUGUACGUGUUUGGCGGCUACAACGAGUCGUUCGGCUCCCUGGCCACUGUGGAGGAGCUAGACCCCGCCACCGCCACCGCCACCUCGCCGGCGGUGUGGGCGCCGCUGCCCGCCACCGGCAACCUGGCCGUGUCGCGUGGCGACUGCCGCGCCGUGGCGGUUGACAAGACCAUCUACGCGGUGGGCGGCACUGAGUACUACAUCAACCCCAACAAGAGCUGUGACGGCGACCUGUGGGUCAACUGCUACCGCUUCCUGCGCUCCGUCGAGGCCUUUGACCCCGUGUCCAAGACCUGGAGCCCCCGCGCCGACAUGAUCAACCCGCGCGGCGACUUCGGCAUUGAGGCGCUGCCCGGCGGCCGCAUCGUGGUGGCGGGCGGCGAGCGCGGCAACGGCGUGGUGAACCAGCAGGCCAUGUACGAGGUGGAGGAGUACGUGGCCGCCGACAACAUCUGGAUCAGCAAGGCGCCGCUGCCCGAGGCGCGCUUCAGGGACGACCUGGCGUAUGUGAACGGCCGCGUGUACGCCUUCGGCGGCGCGCCCACCUGCGGCCAGACGCCCAGCGACGACUGCGCCAAGGUGGCACUGCGCACCGUGUUCGCCUACUUUGACGUGCAGUACCCGCGCCUGUACGCCGCCUACAAGCCCGCCAACGUGUCGGCGCCGCGCGCCGUCACCAGCCGCCGCAUGAUGCGCCGCUGAGCUGCGGGGCCGCUGAGCUCUAGGCGGAGAGCGGCUGAGAGCAUGAGAGCCGCGGCUUGGAGGUGUCUGCGAGGGCCGCGGUGGCGCCAGGCGGAGCGGAGCAGUGGCGCUGAUGAGAGGGCUGCGGGAGCAGGAGCUGGCGCGCCGGGUGGUGGCUGGUGCGGCCACGUGCCAGGCGAGUCGGCAGCUGCUGGUCCCCUGGUCAUUCCUUAAAUUAAUCGUUAGUUAUAGGCCGCUGGAUGUGCAUGCCCGUUAAAUCUGCGGGGAAUCCUGGCCAGGGGUACUUGGUGAGAGGCUGGGCGUGACCUGCGUGUGCUGUCCAUUUGGGUGGCGCCAUGCGCCGUCUUAUGAUUUUAAGGUUGCUUUAACUAGCGCUGUAAGCAGCGCGGAUCGUGAUCGCCUGGGGCCCGUUUGUGUGUACUUGUGUGGGCGCCGCAUGCCUACAAGCACACAGAUGGGCCUCAGAUCUUCGGCACUGUCGCACAUGCCAUGCUAUGCCGGGUGUUGAACAUUGGGUUACAGAUAGGACGUCAAGUGAAUGAAUGCCGAUGCUAUACAAUCGUAACGGCACCGUCAAGCCACGCCUAUCUUAACCAACCCAUGGCGUUGUCUGCGCCAUGGAUGCACUACGAGAAGGAUGUGGUGCGGUCGCGGGACUGCGCUCAACUCUGGAUACUAGGGAACGUCUGGUUACUACUGAAGAACUGUUUGCAAGGUGGGGUGCUUUGGCCGGCAGGCGGGCGGACGUGUGUGCCGCAAAAGCCCAAGUCAGAGCGCGGAACGGCAUUGUUGCUAUCACGGAGGUGGGAUGUGCGGCGGGCUGGCUGGCUGUAGUGCUAAACACAUGGGCGGUGAUGAUGGAGCAUUCGUUAGUCAUGUUUCUGACCACAGGCCACGGCCUGCAAAUCGCAUAAAAACCGACAACACGUCAAUCAACACCGGCUGCACGCUGCCGCUUUUAUCGCUUGUUUACACAUUCAGUGGUAGGUAUUCCUUUACGUCAUAGCCCAUAUUGAAAGGUCCGGUGAUUUUGCGGUUUCAAACGCUGCGCGGGUAUGUCUUCUCGCACGCUGUGUCUUGGUGGUGUGAUGCAUUUACUUGUGCGAGCGGAGGCAGUGUGGCGGAGAAACAGAGACGGGGCGUGUGGUGUGGUGGGGCCCGGUGUUACCGGAGGGAUGCCCGUGGCGGCGGCUCCGUGGUAGCGGGGGGCACUGCGUGGGAGAUAGAGCGAAGACGGGGGGAGGGCGGAACGAGUGGCGUGGGUGUUGGUGUGAGUGCUGGGCACUUCACGCUGUCAUGGACGGGUGGGAGGAUGGAACCUGUAGCUUGGGCUCACACGAAGCAGGGUAUGGGAUCUGCGAGCACGGCGAUGUGUGUAGGUGUGUGCGUUUGAUACCCACACGGACGUGUCUGUACGGCGUUUACCUUCUGGUGGGAGGAUCUCGAAGGGAUGUGAGAUUGCUGUUAAGGCGCCUUAGUUCCGAAGCAUGCUCAGUGUAAUGUGUUGCCGAC